ACGUCAGUCAGCCGCUGGGGGUUUCUGUCUCAAAGGCUUUUUAAGGGUUGGAUACAGUUCAUUAUCUGACCACAGUUUUACAAUAGGAGGCAGUGUGGAGCUCCUGUCAGCAGAGAUCAACAAGUCAGGCCCACGACACGGGUGAGUAGCAGGGUCACCAUGGAGAUCAACAGAUCAGGCCCACGACACGAAUGGGUGUAUAAGUAGAGACAGAGGACACUGGUGUGUUAAGUGCCCUGUUGAAAAUGAAGGCGGCUAUUCUACAGCUAGUGCUGCUCGUGUUGUCUGCCUUGGGCAGCGCAUCCGAGAGCUCCCCACGUGAAGUUCAGAGUGAGCAACCGACUACUGUCGAGCUGGACGUCUCUGCUGAGCUCUCUUGUCUGAGGGACAUGGUGACGGAGUUCAGGGUGGAGCUGUCGGCCACUCAGGCUGGGUUACAGUGCAGCUACACCCAGCCGAACAGGAUGGAGGCGGAGAAUGAAGAACUGAAGUCAAGGCUGUCUGUCAGUGAGCGUGAGGUGGAGCACCUAAAGACUUAAAGGAUGCGUGGACAUGGAGAUGAGGAAGGAACACAAGUUGAGUACAAAAUGGAUCAACAGACUGCUCAACAGGAGCUGGAGGGACAGGGGGAGAUACCCUCUUCACUGCCAGGUUUUCAUCUUCCCAAGAGGCUGGAGGACAACUCUCCCUGCAGACAUGCAGGAGUGGGUCAGCGAGGCCUUUCUCCAGAGCCGUCAUGGCCACACUGCGCUGGUGACGCCAGUCAAGUUGUGGUGGUACCCGCCAGCACCCCCGGCUGCCCCACGCCAACCCCCGUCCUCCCCAGCCCUCUACUUUGCCCGUCCACUGUUCCUGUGGUUCCCCUACCACUUCUGGCACUGUGCUCUACUCUGCCCGCGGCCCGAAUGCUCCCGGCUGGGCCGCAAGCUGGCCGGGGCUGGGUUCUACAAGACAGUGCGGCGGGUGCUGGACAUAGACGGGUAUUAUUAUGUGGCAACAGAAUACUUAGAAUGCAACAACUGCCACACAAAGGUGGCGGCCUGGUCCAAGGAGGUGUUGGGGCAGCUGGACAGAUGCCUGCAGCUGCAGUUCCCGGCCAUCCUCACAUACAAGCUGGCUUGCGACAAGAAGGUGGUGAAGCUGCUCCGGGAGAAAACGGUUGGGCGUUCCGUCAAGGAUCUGCUCAGGUAUCUCUCGGAGCAGCAUCACCAGGCGUGGAUGAGCCGGUGCCUCCACUAUUUGACAGCCUGCAGCUUCUCCUCCACCUCCACAUCCACCUCCACCUCCACCUCCAUCUUCGCCUCCACAUACACAUCCACCUCUGCAUCCACAUCCACCUCCAGCCUCUGCUCCAGUGGGCAUCAUCCGGUACUGCCUCCGCCGCCGAUGAUCCCUCUGCCCUCGGUGGAAUGGCUGAGCACCUUCAUUGGAGUUCAGGAUGAGUUUGAGCACCUUCCUGGAGCCCUGAACAGGCUCUCCCAGAGGCUUCUAAAAAGGAAAUUGGUCGUAGGUGCAGAGCACAGCUCAGAUGGGCCUGGUUGUGGCUCCUGCCCCAAGUGCCCUCAGCCUGCAGCACCCGAUGGCAUGUCUCCAACCCUGUAACUUGCUAUGAAUAAGAAGAUUGUCAAAGAAGAUUGUUAAAAGCUAUGAAUAAGAAGAUUGUCAAAGAAGAUUGUUAAAAGCUAUGAAUAAGAAGAUUGUCAAAUUGUCAGCUGGCAGAACUGAUGUCCGGAGCAUGGAUCCACACCUCAAGAGAGAUCGGUGGGAGGCACACUCUUCAGUGGCAGGUGCAGGUCGGCCAAUGGCUCAUGGCCGUUCCCCAGGCGACUUGAUUGGUCACUCUGUUCAUAGUGGCCACAUUCUGGGGUGCGUUUCCCAAAACUAUAGUUGCUAACCUGUUAGCAACUUAGUUGG
Molecule: messenger RNA, 1914 nt
Organism: Alosa alosa (allis shad)
Lineage: Eukaryota; Metazoa; Chordata; Actinopteri; Clupeiformes; Clupeidae
Exons: 10
Coding region: 553-1602 (349 amino acids)
Source: RefSeq, a predicted model, not a curated record